Tarenaya hassleriana is the source of this 1787-nucleotide messenger RNA. Its product is annotated as isoflavone 2'-hydroxylase-like. Lineage: Eukaryota; Viridiplantae; Streptophyta; Magnoliopsida; Brassicales; Cleomaceae. The record is from RefSeq and is a predicted model, not a curated record. Gene Ontology annotation, molecular function: iron ion binding; heme binding; monooxygenase activity. The transcript has 3 exons. The coding region runs from base 27 to 1529 and encodes 500 amino acids.
UUGCUAUUAAUUACUGAUUAGCCACUAUGUGCGACACAAUGUUAUUCGCGUUUUUGUUCGUUGCCGUUUUGUUCACCCUAAAACUUCUCCUUCCUUCGAGGAAACGCUCCGGCAACGAUCUCCCGCCAUCUCCGCCGUCUCUCCCCUUCGUCGGCCACAUCCUCCACCUGAAAAAGCCUCUCCACCGCGCGUUCCGGUCACUAUCCGAGCGAUACGGACCCAUUUUCUCCCUCCGGGUCGGGUCACGCCUCAUUGUCGUCGUCUCGUCACCUUCUCUAGUUCAAGAGUGUUUCGGCCCGAACGACACGGUUUUGGCCAACCGGCCACGGUUUCUCAACUCCAAACACGUGGCCUACGACAACACGACGGUCGGGACGGCUCCGUACGGCCCCCACUGGAGGAACCUCCGACGAAUCUCUGCCGUGGAGAUGCUCUCUUCUCACCGUCUCCACCUGUUCCAAGCUGUUCGGUCCGACGAGGUGCGUCGCAUGGUGGCCAAGCUGGCGAGCAAGGCAUGUGAAGGGUUCGUGACCGUGAAUCUGAAGAAGACGAUAUCGGUGGUGGUGAUGAACAAUAUAAUGAGGAUGAUCGCCGGAAAGAGAUACUACGACGACGACCAGAGCAAAGAGGAAGGUGCUCGGAGGUUUCAUGAGAUAAUGCAGGACGUCCUGGACAAGAGCGGAGUAGGAAAUCCAGCGGAUUAUUUCCCGAUAAUAAAGUGGAUAAGCCCAAAGUACGUGAAGAGAGUGAAAGAGUUAGGGUUUCGGAUGAACGAGUUCAUGCAAGGGCUUGUCGACGAGAUGCGAAGAAAGCGAGAGAAAAGCGACACAAUGCUCGACCACUUGUUGCUUCUCCAGGAGAAGGAGCCCGAGCAGUACACUGACCAGAUCAUCAAAGGCCUUAUUCAAGCCAUGAUGUUGGCAGGAACGGACACGUCGAUCGUGACACUCACAUGGGCAAUGGCGAAUUUACUAAACUACCCUCACGUCCUCGACAAGGCCCGACAAGAGAUCGACGACCGGGUCGGGCAAACCCGUUUGAUCGACGAAUCUGAUCUUCCAAACCUCCCUUAUCUCCAAAACAUAAUCUCCGAGACUUUCCGGUUAUGCCCUCCUGGCCCAUUCCUCCUCCCGCACUAUUCGUCCGCGGACUGCACCGUGGGUGGAUACCACGUGCCACGUGACACGAUCUUGCUCGUGAACACGUGGGCCAUACACCGCGAUCCCAGUGUAUGGCCCGACCCAGACUCGUUCCGGCCCGAAAGGUUCGAGGGUGGAGAGGAAGUGGACGCGUAUAAGUUGAUACCGUUUGGGAUCGGGCGUAGGGCGUGUCCUGGUGGGACAUUGGGUCUGCGUAUUGUGGGUCUUACAUUGGGAAGCUUGGUCCAGUGUUUCGAGUGGAAGACCAUCGGGGAUGAGCCCGUGGACAUGACGGAGGGGAAAGGUCUCGUCAUGCACAAGGCAGAGCCCCUGGUUGCGACGGCUCGGGCUAGACCCGUCGCCACCAAGGCUAUCGAGGGAGCUGCUUGAAGAACGUGGAUAGGAUUAUUAGUAAUCUUGAUUUGGAAAAUCGAGUAAUAAGCGAUGGAUUUUAAUUAACGUUGAAGAAGAGUAACCAGUAAUAUAUAUGUGGGUGUGGGUGUGUUAUAUCAUUGAUUUUGUUGGUGAUUUCACAAGGUCCAUCUUUUAUUUUAUUUGGUAUUGUUGACGUGCGAGCACCAUUGUUAGACAAGCUACUCACCAUCUGAUUUGUGGAAAGGACUGGCUACACACCAAAUAUCUAUAUGC